Molecule: messenger RNA, 2709 nt
Organism: Plasmodium gallinaceum
Lineage: Eukaryota; Apicomplexa; Aconoidasida; Haemosporida; Plasmodiidae
Product: organic anion transporter, putative
Exons: 4
Coding region: 1-2709 (902 amino acids)
Biological process (GO): transmembrane transport
Cellular component (GO): membrane
Molecular function (GO): transmembrane transporter activity
Source: RefSeq, a predicted model, not a curated record
AUGAAUACUAUUGAAAAAACUGAAGCAGAUAAAACUCAAUUAAACCAGAAGAAUGAUGAUUAUAAAAGCGAAGAUACAUCAUGUUUAAAAAUAAAUGUUUGUGAAGAAAAUAAUAAAGAAUAUUUAUCAAGUAUAGAUGAUGUAAAAUUAUGGAGGUUUAGUUGUGUGCGAGGUUUAGAAAAUUACGUGAUUGAAUUAAAGAAAAAAGUAAAUAAAUUUUACUUGAUAUAUACAGUUAUAACACUAAUUCAUUUUUUAAUAUAUGUAAAUAGAGGAAUAAUUCCGGGAUCAUAUGAUUACAUAUCUGCAUAUUUAAAAGGAACACAUGAAAUAUCAAAUGUAGAUGUACAUAUUGGAUUCUUAACAUCAGUUUUUGUCUUUGGUUUAAGUAUAAGUUCUAUUAUAAGUGGUUCUUUAGGUUCUGCAUAUAGCAUAUUUAAAGUAACGGAUAUUUUUCUAUUGCAGAAUUCUCUUGCAUUAUUUCUUACUGGAUUUUCUUUUAUUAUUGGAUCAUAUUAUACUUUAAUGUUUAGUAGAUUUUUUUGUGGAUUUAGUGAAUCUGCUUUUCUUACGAUUAUUCCACCUCUAAUAUAUUCCUACUCAAAAAAUAGAGCAGGGUCGUGGAUAAGUGUUUUCAUUACUAUGUUUCCAUUAGGAGGAUGUUUUGGUUAUUUACUUGCUGUAAUUUUGCCAUCUAUUAAUAUAAGCAUUGCACAAUAUUUUAUCAUUUCAAGUUUUGUAUUUUUUAUUUUUUUUGUUUGCUUUUACUUCUUUGACGAAAAACUACUAAAACAAUACGAAGAAGAAAAAAUUUUGAAAGAAAAGAAACAGGAAAACAAGGAAAACGAUCUUGAAGAAGGAAAUCAGCUGAAAGAAGAAAAUAAUUUGAAGGAAGAUGAAAGUUCAAAAAACGUAAGAGAAUUGGAAAAUGAUAAAAGAACAACUUUAAAUAAAACGAAUAAUAACGAUAUAGAAACUGCCCAUAAACCUUCUGAAUUAAAUGUAGAGAAUAAAAAAAAUAAUGAAAAAAAGAAAAAGGAAAUUGAAGAAAAUAAUAAUAAUAAUAAUACCAGUAAUAAUAUUAUUAAUAAUUGUGCUGAUAGAAAUAGCAACAACAUUAAUUAUAAUUAUAGUGAUGAUAAUAAUAAAAAUAUUGAUAUCAAUUCAGAAUCAAAAAAAGAGCAUAAUAUAAAUACAGAUAGCAAAGAAAAAAUUAAUUAUUUUCAAAGGAAUAAUGAGAGAAAAAAGUAUAGAAGCACAAAUGAAAAAAAAAAAAGAGCAAAGAGCAUAAGCAAUAAUAAUAAUACUUUAUAUUCAAAUAAUCUAAAUUUAAUAAAGUUAAAAAGUAGAAAUUUUUAUAAAAAUAAAAAUUUUAAAAAUGAACAUAGAAUUUUAAAAUUUUCUGAAAGCAAAAAGCUUUCAACUUCUAGUCUUAAAAAUUUCACCAAUUUAAAACAUAUAUCAUGUGUAAAAAGAGUUAAUAGUAAUGAUAAUUCAAAAAAUAAAAACUCAACUGAUUAUUCUGAUCAUAAAUCGUUUGAUGAUUCUUACAGAUUACAUGAAAAAAAUCCAAUGAGUUUAUAUAAUGACGAUGAAUUGUAUAAUGUUGAAAAAUCGAUAAAUGAAUCAAAUAAUGUUUCUUUUAAUUCAACAAAAAAAAUUGAUGUAAGUAAUUCUUUUAUAAGCAAGAAUAAAAUAGUUAAAGAUGAUUGUGAUGAGAGAGAAAUUUUAAAUAAUAAUUACGUUGAUAAUAAAUCAGAUAAUAUGUACAAUAUGAAUACCUAUAGCAACGACAACGUAUGUUUAAUAAGUACUCAGGAAUCAUUUAAUAAAAAAAAAAAGGAAAAUUUUAUAGAUAUAAAUCUAAAUGAUAAUUUAGAAAAAUUGGAUGAAGAAGUUAAUGAAGAAUUAAAUUUAAGUAUAUUAGUUAAAGCAACUUUAUUAAAUCCAUGUUUUUUAUAUUUAGUUACAUCAUUAACGGCACAUAUAGUUAUUAUUCAAAGUUAUUUAGUAUAUGGACCAGCUAUAUUAUAUGCCCUUGAUGUUUUUCCUACAUAUAAAUUUGCAACAAUAAUUUGUAGUUUGAGUGCAUGUGUAUCCUCUAUAAUUGGCACGUGUUUGGGAGGAUUUUUAAUGGAUUUGUAUGAUUUAAACAUACAAAAUAUUGAUAAAAAUUAUGAAGAUAUAAAGAAUAACAAAAAGAGAAUUAAAUUAUAUAAUAAUGAUAUAUUAGUUUAUAAAUAUCUCCGAAUCAUCGGUUUACAGACAUUUAUCAUUUUAUUCAUUGCAUGUAUAUUUGUAUUUAUGUUUCCGUUUAUUCAAAAUUUAUAUAUAUUUACAGUUGCAAUGGUAUUUGGGUUAACCUUUUUAUUUUCAUCAAUGCCUGGUCAUAACAUUGGAGUUAUGGUGUGUGUACCUCAAAAUAUUAGACCCUUUUCAAUGGGAAUGUCAUCAUUUAUAUCACAUAUAUUUGGUGAUAUUCCAUGGAUAGUUAUUAUUGGAAGUAUUAAGGGUACAUUAUCUCCGAAUUGUAUCGUUACAAGAGAUGGAGAAAUAAGUGAUUUAUGUCGUGAAGAGAGAUGGGGAUUAAAAAUUACUUUAUUAAUUGUGUGUGUAAAAUCUCUUAUAAUGGCAUUAGGAAGCUUAUUUCUUUACUUACAUUCUAAUAAGAAAAUAAAAAAAUUAAAAAAUAGAAAAAACAAAAAAUAA